AUGUCGUCAACAAGCCUGGUUAGAGGUCAGAUGCCAAACACCGACACGAUGGGACAGCGUAACCAACCCCAGAAGAGAUCGAAUAAAGACCUCGGUCAUUUGUACAAGAGCACUGUGCAAGUGUCGGUGGCUUUGAUGGUGAUCUUUUUUGCGCCGUUGUCAUUCACAUACUUCUUUGAUGAGACACAUUCAUCCAACCUGAGCGACAAAGUUUUAGCCGUCCUGGUAUCUCCUGAGUUUGCGUAUGGGGAGGGCUCGGCCACUUUAUCCGAUACCAACGGGGGUCAGAUGCGAAUAUUUCUGCGCAACUUCACUGCGAUGUUCUCUCACACAAUUGCUGGUUCUAUAGCCAUCGUCCUUGGUCUGGCCCAGUUUAACCCGACUCUGCAGUUUAAAUACCCUGCGAUUCAUCGGUUUAUCGGGAGACUAUAUCUCCUUUGCGCUCUGAUCAUCUCGUGGUCUUCAAGGGUAUUCUUAGCGGAUGCUAUGCCCAAGAAAGAGGUUUUCUCCGGGGACCCCUUUGCAUAUCUGCUAUCAGCAUUGUCAGUUGGUCUCAUGGCGACGCUUGCUCUUGCAAUCUAUGCCAUUUGGAAUCACGAUAUCAGCUCUCACCGAGAAUUCAUGGUCCUGAAUUAUGCAUUGAUGCUGUCAGCACCAGUUCUAAGAGUGGCGUGGGUGAUACUGGGCCGACUCUGGGGCGAGACAAAAUAUAUCGUCAACCUGUAUUCUUCUAUAUUCAGUGGGCCAUUCUUGGUCGCUGUCUCGAUAUUCUACCUUCGUCACCGGCAUACACGCCCCUCCAAUUCCAUCUUGAUCAGCUCGAAGUUGCGCCUGGCAGUCAUAGCAGGCGGGAUACUCGGCCUUCUGUUUCAGAUAGUCAAGGGUCCAAGCUUCAACGGAGGACCUUCUCCAAAUGCUUUUCUGUUAGCAGUGGGCCCCCAAGUAGCCUGUUAUAUAGUGUUGUUCGCUGCAUUCGCCCGUGCUGCAAAGCGUCGAGGAGACAUGGGAUCCUAUACGGCGUGGAUAACUUACCAAAACGGGCUUCUGAGCGCACCCAUGUGGAGUGUGCUUGUCUUGUAUGUUGCUCGUGAUGUCUUGGGCUGUUCUGAGGGCACCUUAGGUAUGAUCACGAUUACUGGGGGUGUUUCGCAGGGACUCUUUAAUUCUUUUCUUAUUUAUGUGCUGGCAACUUCGAAAUUGGCCAACCCACUCGCUCAUGGAUUACUGAGUUAA
Aspergillus bombycis is the source of this 1233-nucleotide messenger RNA. RefSeq lists its product as uncharacterized. The transcript has a single exon. Bases 1 to 1233 code for a protein of 410 amino acids. The record is from RefSeq and is a predicted model, not a curated record. Lineage: Eukaryota; Fungi; Ascomycota; Eurotiomycetes; Eurotiales; Aspergillaceae.